GGGGUUCCCACGCUGGGUGUAGCGCAGCGGGCCACCCGUUGCGAGCUGCCGGGAGGAGGAGGUUCACGUGCACCGGGUUGAGCCAGCCAGCGGCCGCAGCGCUGCUGCACGCAGUUCUCUGUGGCCGACCGGCGCCUAGGGCUUCCGCUGGUCAGCUGACCGCCCAGUGCGGAACUGCACCACCAGCCACCCUGCUCAGUGCCGCCCCGCCUGCUGGGUCCUCUCCACCAUGGCUGGGCUCAUGGUCAGUGGAACUCAAGUGUCCUACGUAGGCCAGUACUGCAGAGAAAUUCCAGAAUCCCUGGGCCGGGACUUUGGACAUUUUGCAAAGAGGCUUGACCUGAGCUUCAACCUCUUGAGGUCACUGGAAGGACUGAGUGCAUUCAGGAGCCUGGAGGAGCUCAUUUUAGACAACAAUCUGCUCGGAGACGACCUCGUGUUGCCAGGGUUACCCCACUUGCACACCUUAACCCUCAACAAGAACCGAAUUACCAACUUGGAGUACCUCCUGGAUCACCUGGCAGAAGUGACACCAGCCUUAGAGUACCUCAGCCUGCUGGGAAACGUGGCAUGUCCCAAUGAGCUGGUCAGCUUGGAGAAGGACGAGGAAGACUAUAAGAGAUACAGGUGCUUUGUUCUGCACAAGCUGCCUAAUUUGAAGUUUCUGGAUGCCCAGAAAGUCACCAGACAAGAACGGGAGGAGGCAUUGGUCAGAGGGGCCUUCAUGAAUGUGGUGAAACCCAAGGUUUCCAAUGAACAGGAGGCUGCUCCUCCUGAGGAGGUCCACCCCCAGUACACACCCUUGCCUUCUGGAUCCAGAGAACUCACCAGUCACCGAGAUGUUCAAUUUGUUGGUAUAUCUAGUUGGAUCGACCUGACUUAUGGAACCGUUUCCACAGUGAAUGUCACAGCUACUGCUUGACUGUGAUGGAGGCUUCUGUUACACUGCCAUCGAGGGACACACCUACUAACUCACCAGUAUGAACCUUCAAAUGUAGAACUAAAAUCAUUUCACUCUGCUUAAAACUCACAGAGACUACUUACCCUUCCCAUAGUUAAAUUUCCAUGGCCUACAGUACCUCACUCAUGUCAAUGUCUUUUGACAACUUUAUAAAAUUGGUCAAUACUGCUUUUGAAUCUUAUACCUGUUGAUAUAUAGAAAGUUUGUAGAUUAUUUCCAUAAUUUUUGUGGUUCAUCCACACCAACUGCAUGAUGUCUGAGGCAUAUGCCAUAAAAGCAGAUGCCAAUAAUAGAAAGAGAAAAUGUUCCUAAGAGAACAAAAAGCAACUGCCUAAUAGGAACUAAGAGGGCAUUCUAUGAAGAUCAGAAUGUGCUGCCUUUUGAGCCUAACUUACCACACUCAUUCCUUCCUUAUUUUAGAGCCUCAUGAUGCUGCCUCAGGGCCUUUGCUCUCUCCAGUUCAUCUCCUGACAGCUGCAUGUCCUGACUCUACCCUACAUUCAGGUCCCUCUGACAGGGAUCCUGUGAUCAGAACGGCUUCUCUUGGUUGCAUAUUUCACAAAACACCUUCUGCUCCUUCAUUAUUCCUCUUUAUCUUAUUCCAUUAUUCCUGUUAUAACACUUUCUAUCUUUAUUAGUAGAGAAACUGCAAAAAUGGAACCUCUGACUGUUGUUUUCUUCUCAGUGGCUCUGAUAAUUGAACCUAGGGCCUUGGAUAUGGUAUCUAAGCACACUACUACCAAGCAACUGUUCAGUCCUGAUUCUGAGGCCCUCAUUCAACAUCAUACAUGAGAAUUUAGAGCAGUGUAGACUUAAUGAGUAUCAGUUGAACAAGAAAGUUCUUAAUGUAGACCAAGAAUACUGCAGAUGUUUCUGUCCAGAUUGCUAAAUAUAUUAUAGAAUCUUCCCACCUUACCUCCUCCUUUCAAUCAUUUGUAUGUGUUUCCCACAAGGGGGAUUUGAUCAGUCAAGUUUAAACAAGUAAUUCCAAAGAUUACCCCAUGCUUUGUCUUUAAAUAGCUCCCGGGUAUGCUUGGCCUAUUCCUAGAAAUCUAGCUGAACAUCAAGCAGAGCCUCCAGUGCCUGCAAUUUGCCUCUCUCUCAUUCUCUUUUUAAAUAAACUCAGAAUUACUUCCUUUUUAUUAACUUCUAGUUCACCAAGUUUCUCUUUAACUGUGAAAAUCUAUUGAGUGUUUUGUUUGCCUCUCCUCCCCCGAACCCCCUUCCACAACUUUCCCUUACUCAAGAGUGUUACAGGCUGGUCUUGUACUUGAGGCAUUACUGCAUCUGCUUCCAUGAUAUGCAAACACUUUACACUUUUGUCUUUCUAACCACAGUUAGGGUAGCCCUUACUCCUUAUCAAUGAAACUUUACUUUGCAACAGACGGAGACCAUUACAGAAAACCACAACCAAUCAAAAUGCAGAGUUGUGAAACUGAUAUAAAUACACCACAGCUGUAUCAGGAGAGGCUCCAUGAUCUUUGUGGAGGAGGGGGCUGAAAGAGCAGAGAGGUUCAGGGAGUUUGCUGUAGAAUGUCAGAAACUACAUCCAUAAAGCCUCAUCAACAUGGCUACCUACAUAAGGGCUGGGAAAAAACAAUAGACAUGCUAAUGUGGGUAGGAAAAGCUGAGGAGGCCUCAACCCUAAACAAUGAAUUGCAGGCACCAAGGAAUGCUGGGAUGGGAGAAGAAAUAGUCUUCUCCAAGUUUCCAGUACCAAACAGUCAUUCCUGAAAACACAUACAUUCAAGUAAAACUAUACAGUCUGAGGGUGUUGUAUUUAUAUAUUUAGUGGUGUGUGUGUGGGUGUGUGGGUGUUUGUUUGUGUGUGUGUUUGUGUGUGUAUAGCAUCAGUAAAUAAAAAAGGGGGGCUGUGAAUUUGAAAGAGAGCAGGGAGGGGUAUGUUGGAGGGUUUGGAGGUGGAACACAGAAGGGGAAAGCUGUGAUUAUAUUUUAAUUUUUAAAAAAAUGAAAAAAACUACAACAGAUACAUGCAUAAAAAGAAUACUUUCAUAGACCUGGAAACUAUUAAAAAGCAUUAAACAGAAAGUAUUUAAUAAAGAAAAGUAAGUACAAGAAGUAAUUACAGCUAACAUCUCAGAGUGCUGAUAUCUUGUCAAUGUACAAUUGACUGAAUAGGGUUCAUGCUAUGUAUUUAGUUUUAUAGCCUUCUAUUUUAAACCAGACAUUAUAGGGUGGAUUUACCACACCAUUAAAUAAUCUUCAGAAGCAAUUUUUUUUAACAGCUCCUUAAUGCCCCACCAUAUGGAGGCACUAUAAAAACAUAAAUCAUCCAAAUUUUAAAAUAUCUCUCAGCAUAAAUUAACAUAUAAUUAGGAAGCAAGAGAGUAUGAAUAUUUUAAGGCACUUGAUACUUAGUUAAAUAUUACUAUCCAAAUAUGGAAUUUCUAACUUAUGUUCUAGUGGCAGCACCCUUCUCCAGCCAGAACUAUUAUUUUUCUAACUCGUUGGAUGAAAUGUUAUUUGUGCUUUGAAAAAUUUCUGUAACUGCUCUUGUUAAUUCUUAAUAUCUAAUAAAUACAUUUUUUUCUCUAGAAAACUCUAGGUUUCUUUCAUUUCUCAGUUUCUCAGAGGAACCAGAUUUCAGAUUUUCUCUUUGUCAUAAAUCUUACUUCUAUAUUUCUGAGCAUUUUUUUUUGCAUUUAUGACUCUUAAGCUCGAUUGCUUAAUUAAUCAGUUUUAACUGUCUCUCAUGUGUUCAGAGCCUUGUGUGCUCUGCCAUUAUUGCUUCUGUAAUUAUUUCUGCUGUUUGUAUCUAUAAGCUUUGAUGUGAAUACUCUUAUUUUCAACAUAAGCGACCACUGAUUCUCAAGUCCUCUUUGAUCCAAUGAUUCUUUAGAAAAUAUACAGAUUUACUUUAAUUUUUUGAUUGAAUGUUUGUUUUCUAGUAUUCUUUAACUUAGAGAAUGCUGUUAUGUUUUUUCUCUAAAUAUAUUUUUUCAAAUGUGCAUCAAAAUGAACUAACAGAUCUUUAAAUGCCUUUGAACAUUUUCUUCGUACAGGACACAAGACCAUGGAUACUCACUUACAUGAGAUUCAAAAGUUUCAUUAUUUUUGUUUAUUCUUUCAAUGGCUGAAAGUAGAUGUUUCUCAACUCAUUCUUGUAGUUUCUGCUUUAUAUAGGAUUACAUCAUAUGUGAUCAAAGUUAUUUGCCUGGAGUCUUAGGGUUUCUAUUGCUGUGAUGAAACACCAUGACAAAAAAACAAGUUGGAGUGGAAAGUAUUUAUUUGUCUUAUACUUUGCACAUCAAUGCUCAUCAUUGAAGGUUGUCAGGACAGGAACUCAAACAAGGCAGGAACCUUGAGGCAGGAACUGAUAUAGGCUAUGAAGGGAUACUGUUUCCUUGGUUGCUCCUCAUAGCUUGCUCAACUUGCUUUCUUAUAGAACCCAGGACCACCAACUCAGCAGUGUCAUUACCCACCAUGGACUGGGCCAUCCCCCAUCAAUCAACACUUAGGAAAUUGCCCUACAAGCUUGCCUACAACCAGAUCUUGUGGAAACAUUUUCUUAAUUGAGAUUCCUAUGUCAAGUUGCUGUAAAAAUAUCUAGUGCACCCAUACUCUCUUCAAUGCACAGGAUUCCUUUUUUCUGUCACAAAUAUCUUUACCUAGUUUAUUGUUUCCUAAUUGUUUGUCUCAGUGAUCAUUAUUUUUAAAAAAUGCCUACCCUAGUUAGAGCUUCUGGAUUUUCAUUAUAUAUGUUAUUAUAUAUAUACAUACAUACAUAUAUAUAUAUAUAUGGUGCAGGUAUGUGCAUAUGAAUACACAUGCCACAGAGGUGAAAAGAGAGUAUUAGAUCCCCUAGAACUGGAGUUAUAGGACCAUGUGAACAGCCUGACUUGGCUGCUGGGAACUAAACUUGUCCUCUGCAUCAGCAGUGUAUAUUUUUAACCACUGAACUGUCUUUCCAGCCCUGUUUGCCAUUGUUGCUUUUGAAAAUAUAUUCUUAAGUACUAUUAUUUCCAUUGUUAAAUUACUUUUUAAUGUCUUUAAAGUAAUUUAGGGUAACCGUUAGAUUUUGUAACAUAAACUAUUAGAAAAAUUCACACAUUUAUAUCAAGUGCUAGAUUAUAUUCUUGGAAGUAAUGUUACCACUGUGGGUGAUGCUUCUUUCCCCUUUCCUUAUAUUCCUGGUUUGAUCCAUUUGAUCUUUUGUAGGAAUUUGUAAGAUUUAAAGUCUGUCAUUAAUUCUACUAAUAAUUAUCAUUGUCUUUAAAAAAUGCACACUAGAAUCCAAAUUUGAUCAAACUCUACUAUGAGAAAUUCAAAUUCAGUCAGCUUCCCACUACUUUCUUCUACUUGGUAUUUACUACUUUUGAUUCCUUCUCUCUCGAAUUAUGGUAUUAAAUUAAAUAUUUUAAAAUUUUACUUGUAAUUGGCAAGGAGUAUUGUCUGUAUGCACUAUACAAUUUGAUGCUUUGAUAUGAUAUUUACCAUGCAGAAUGUUGAAAUAGAGCUAGCUAACAAAGCUAUCUGCUCGACUAUUUUUCAUAGUUUGUGGUGAAAGCAUUUAAAAUUCAGUCAGCAAUCUUGACAUAUACAGUGCAUUGUUAACUAUCCUAUUCUAUGCAUUAGACUGUUUCUCAUCUAAUCAAAACUGUAUACAUUUUGGUUGUUAGUUCCACUUUCCUGUCCGCCCAUCAACUUUGUGUGGUAAAAUUCUUAUUAGCAUAAACAUAUUUGUAACCUUUAAAUUCUACUUUCUGACCAUUUUGCAAAAUCUACUCAUGUAGUCUAAAGAGUUAACUGUUGUCAAAGUUCUUAUCCAUUUUCUUUCUGUUUUAACAUGGGUUUCUGUAUUCAUUUUUUUCCAUCAGUUGAUUAUUUCCUGUGCUAUUUUAGGACAGGAAGAAGGAUGGUUAAUCCCUCAUGGUCUUAAACUUGGCAUAAUAUCUUCUUAAUUACAUUUUUACAUGAAUAACCUGGUUAUACAUCUCCUGAGUUCAUGUCUCCAAUCACUAAUCUUUACAGAUUAUGUUACUGUCUUCUGAACAGGCAUAUACAGCCAUAUUUUUGUGUACUUGAGAAGCUUCUUCCAAGGUUUUAAGUUUACCAUCAAGAUUUAAAACAGAAUGAAAUUUCACUGGUGUUUUAUUUAAUGUUUUAUUUUAUACAGGCAUGGUGGCUCGCACCUGUAAUCCCAGCACUCAGUAGACAGAGACAGGUGAAUGGAUCUUUUUAAGGUCAAACCCAGCUAGAUCUGUAUAGCAAGUUUUAGGACAGAGAAAUAGAGAGAGACCCUCUUUCAAAAGAGAAAGAAAAGAAAAGGGGGCUAGAGGAGACAGACAGAGACAGACUGACAGAGAAAGACAGAGAAACAGAAAGGAGAAAAAAAAAUAACAUUUUUUUCUCCUGAAGUUCCUUGACUUUAUUCCCAAUUAGUAUAUAAGACUUAAGAGGUAUUGUAUCCUUCUACUGAUAUUGCUGUUUUAUUAAAUCACUGAUGUUAACUUUUAUGUUGUCCCAAUUUCUGUCAUGGUAAUAUUUUUCUCCAAUUUAGUUUAAAUUAUCUUUCAUGUCUAUUUUUAUUUCUCUUUCUCACUUAAAUAUUGAAAAAUACUCUUAAUUUGUGUACUCUCCUCUCUCUCUCUCUCCCUCUCUCUCUCUCUCUCUCUCUCUCUCUCUCUCUCUCUCUCUCUCUCUUUCCCUCUCUCUCUCUCAUCUCUUAUCUCUUAUCUCUUAUCUCUCAUGUGUAUAUGUGCAUGUGUGUGUGUGCAUGUAUAUGUGUCAGUGUUGCUUCUGGUUCCAUUUUCUAUAAUUUGGUGCUCAUUUUCAGCAUACCCAUGAGGUUUCUUUCUAUAAGUACCACCGUAACAUAAGCAUCUUCUCUAUCACCUUUGCCUUCAUCUCAGAGCAGCUUCUCCUUCAUCAUUCCAGUCCAGUUGUGCAGUUAGUAUUUUCUUAUGUUGUGAGGACAACUAAGAUGAUUCUGAAACUUUCUUCUAGCUUACCUGAGUUCAGGUCCUUAUUUUACUCAAGAACUUCUUUCAUGGAUGCCAUGGUUCUGUAGACAUCAAGGUGGCCAGACAUAUCUGUGAUUUCUCUCUGUUCAUCUCAGGUCUUUGAGGAAUUCUAACUCUGGCACUGUGUAAACAUGCUUGCUCUGGCCCACUCUUAAGUGGCAAGAGUCUUGGAAUUUGGAGAGAUAUGAAUCAAAUUAGGGUCACGAUUGUGAAGCAUUCCUCUGUGAUUCUUGAAAAUGAGUUUUGAGAAUGCUUUUACUAACACUUGGGCAUAUUGAACAAGAAAGGAAUUCAAGCGACCUUUGGUUUUCUUGUGAUCAUUGUUCAUAAGGAUCAUCUUCUCCAGUAGCUGCUUUUCUAGGGCUCCUCUUUACCCCUUUAUAAUUUUACAUCAGAGAAAUAACCUGUCUCUAACACCUUCUUCUGUUUUUGAUUGUUUAAUUGAGGCAGUAGAAUAUAGAUUAAUUUAUUUUCACAAAGGGAAGCUAAGGAGAUUGAGGUAGAUAAUGGGAUCCUAACCCUGCAAUUCUUAUAGAUGAUCAUUUAGCAUCAGACUGACCAUGAAGUGGGUGGUGCCUUACAAUCAGAUCAGCUAAUGUGACACAUGCCUACUAAUUAUAUUUGGUCUGUACAUAAAUAAAAGUGAGCAUAGUGUUGAAGCCUCCUGUUCUAGGCCAGAUCCUCUGACUGCAUAGGGCACCUGGGAAGGCUCUCUGUGGACACCAAACCCCUCAUUUAAAUAGAAGAGCUGCACUUACCAACUCUUGUUGACCCCAAAUGUUUGACAGUCGAUAAUAAAAAUUUGGGACUUUCCCAAAGGUGAUGCCAAAGUUAGUAUGACAAAAGAAUAGCAAGGAAAUAACCCAUCAGACAAAAACCAGAACAGAGAGUAUAAGAGGAAGGGGUUCUGGGAAGGGGUGCUGGAAGCCAUAGCAGCAGCAGGCCUAUGAGAAAAUAGAAUGAGCCAGCAGAAAGUAGGGUCAGCCCAAGAUAGAAAAGCAAUUAAAGUUGGAUAUAGACUUUGGAUUUUUCCAAAUUUUAUGUGAAAGUUUUAUGGAAAGAGUGUUGCAAAAGGUAAAUUACAUACUUUGAUUUAUGGACACUGAAAGGUCAUAUACCUAAUUGAUUAAUUAAUUAGAUAAGCACACAUUUAACAAAUAACUCCAACAUUGUAGACACUGUAGCAGGGUUCUCUCCUAGGAGUCUCAAGUCCUCUUCUGUGACAUAUUUUCAUUAUGUCUUGAAACUUCUCUACUAGGCAGUAAGCAUGUCUGGCCAUACAUUUCUGCAUAUUUGACUUUACUAUGUCUUAUAUGGUUCCUGACCUCUGAAUGGCUUUAAUUCGAAUAUGUUUAGUAGAUGAAAGAUCACUGACACUCCAUCCAUUCACAGAGGUCUCUGGAAUCAUCUCUGGAACUAUUUCUGAACUGUUACUUUGUCACUAUCAACUAUGACCAGGAUUUCAAUCCAGUCAAAGACCUAGAAUGCUCUUCAAGAACUAUGACUAAGAUGCAAAUUUUGUUUUACUUAGGCUGAGUCUACUAUUGUCUAUUGUCUAUAGGCUGUCUUGUGCUCUACAAUGCAGAUGCCAGUUUAGCCAUGCUGACAAGAAUUAUUGAGUUGCUCACAAGUCACUAAAGUGUGUGUAGAUUCAAACAGAGCCCUCUAUCUCUACUCUGUGUUCUACAAUGUACAUGGACUUCUCUUAAAGUAUAAUCCAAGAUUUCUAAGAGUGGAACAUCUGUUUUACUUUGAGGUGGCUAUGAUAAGCAUCUGUUUGGAGGAAUGAUCUGAACACAAUCAGAGUACAUUUGUUUGGCACAUUAGGGAUUAUCUAGUCUUACAUUGUUUAUGAAUAAAUCAUGCAGGCUGAACGAACCAGUAACCACAACAGCAUGCUCCGUAGUGGGUUUAUAACAUAAGUUGUAGCACUUAUAAUUUUUUUUCUUUCCUGUACACACUAAAAAAUUUAUGUUUUAAGUAGGUGAUAGCACAGACUUUCACUGUAGCUCAGCAGCUUGGUAUACAGAUUCCAUAAAUUCCUUCCUUAAAUCAGAACCUAACUGAGUGUUUGAGGGUCCCAGUGUUCACAACUCUUCAUUUGAGAGUUGUUUGAGUCAAGUACAAAAUCCUAGUGUUUUAUAAAAAGAAGGUAGCACGAUCUAUGUGUAAGUGUGUAUAUACCACAUUUAUUAUUUUUUAUUUAUUUUUAUAUUAUUUACAUGUAGGGGCUGAUGACCUGGGUUAGUCAUUAAAGCACUUGUUAUAUAAGAUUGAAGACCUGAGUUCAGGUCCACAGUAUGUACAUAAGUAGCAGAGCAUAAACAUGCAUGGUUGUAACCCAGAACUGAAGAGGUUAACAGGUAGAUCCUUAGAGCUCAGUGGCUAACCAGCCUAGCCAAAUCGUUGAGUUCUAGCUUCAGUGAGAGACUCUGUUUCAAAUAGUAAGGCGGAAGGGGAUCAAGACAGCUGACAUUGACCUCUGUUACACACUAACACACACACACACACACACACACACACACACAUACAUCUGUAUAUACACACUAGAACAAGUAGACAUACAUAUACACUUAACUCAAAAAAUGAGUUUAAAUUCUUAGAAUUCAUUGCCAAAAUAACUAUAAUGAAAGUUCAGAAAACCACAGAAAUUUAAGUAGACAUAUAGUAGCCACUUUCAACUGAGAGCUACAUCUUCACACCCCUGACUACCACUAGGAUUUAACAUGAGGCUUCAUCUAGAAGCACAGCAUUUUAAAUUCUUCAAUGUGUUGUAAAUUAAACAGUUUUUUAGGGUAAAUAAUCCAUGAUAUGGAACACAAAAAUAGUUUUUAAAAAGUUUGAAAUAUUGUAAUAAGAACUCUAAUCUUAGAGUUGGAGACAUUGCUUAGCAAUUAAGAUAACCGCAUCACAAUCAUCCAUAACUUCAAUACCAGAGGAUCUGAUGACCUCUUUGGCUUCCAUGGGAACCACACACACACAUGGUACUCAGGUAUACAUGCAUGCAAAUACUGUCAUGAAUAAAAUAAAAGUAAAAAAUAACUUUUUAAAAAGAACUCUAUCUUCACUGGUAUGUAGAAGGCCAAAAUUGAACUAAGAUAAACCAUCUAUCCAUUCAUUCAUCCAUCCAUCCAUCCAUCCAUCCAUCCUCUAUUAUCAAAGCAGCAAUAUAAAUAAGAUUGCAACUGUACUAGUCUUUGCCACAACUUGCCUAUCCUAAAACAAACAAACAAACAGAAAACACAGAAAUAAUGAGCAAUUGCUUUUUAAAGGCAUAGUUUUCCUUUAAACACACAGGACUGAAAAUGUAAACUGUAGGUGAUUUUGGUCUGCAUUCACUCAACUUGAGUCAAGCUGCUCCUUCUUCUUGGCUUUGGCCUUCUUUCCUCUGUAGUUUCCAUUUCCUUUUUCUGAGCCAGCUGUGUGGGUUUCCCUGUUAUGUCCAAUGACAGGGUCGACUUUUCUGGAAACUGCUGCGACUAUUCGUAAUCUUCUAGCUUUGCUGACUAAGUACUUGGGAUGUUUCACAGAAACAGGAAGAAGGUUGGGUUUGCUGGGAAAAGGACAAAUGUGGGUGGGGUUUCCAUGUUUCUCCUUGAUGGACAAUCCAGGGUAGGAGACAGCCCAGUUGCCUGUCUCCUGUCUUUUUAUUCCUUGAAUGUUGGAAGAGUAACCACAGAGAAUCUGGGAGGGUUAAUUUAGAGUGUGAUUUCCUCACCCACCCUGGUAUGCCAAAUUAGAGAGGGCCAUUAAAGUUCAUGUUGUCCUGCCUACCACUGGAGUCAGUUUGAGAUGAAGUCUGGAGUGGAGGGGGAGAGAUUUUGUUUAUAGAAGAAAUGUCUCCUGGAAUCGAAAAUCAUUUCCUGCCUUUCAAAGAACCUCCUCACUGCUCCAGCACUGCCAAAAUAGAGUGAAAGGUGGUGUUGAAGGAUAGUAUUCCAACUUUUCACCCAAUGCCCAAGUUCCUUGGGGAUUGUGGAAACAAGGUAUAUUAUAGGUAAUAGAUUGAGGCAGAAUUCUAGUUUUCAAGUGCUAUUUGUCUCCAAGUUCCUCCUACACGAAUCCUACAUUUUGCUAGUUACCUUUCCUGCUGAGUCUUCAAGGAGGAGUCUACUUAGGGGUUAAUGUAGAGCAGAACCAAACUUUAAUGCUGUUCAGGAACUUUAGGAAUGUAUCUGAACACAAACCUUGAUGGGUUCCUAUGGCUUCUUUUCCCUUAAAUAGUUUAGCUAACAGGAUAGAAUCUGCUGACUCAGAGCAAGCCUACUUUAAGAAGGCCCAUUCACCUAUCUACUCUAUCCUCCACCCUCCAAACAAAUCUAUGCUCCAAACCGAAAAUAAACAUUUGUUGUACAUCUGAUCUUCACACACCAGGUAGCAGUAGAUGAGAGCAUAAGAGCUACUAUCUGUCUUCCCUGAGUGUGUCACAAAGAAGAGCAAGUACGUAUCUCAGACCUUCCUACCUAUUAUGUGGAAGAAUCAGACUGAAAAGAAAGCUCCAAACAGAUGUGCUCUGUUAUUUGGGUGUAUGGGGAGCCACUUUAUUGAAUGUGGACCCAGGGAGUCCAGUUGUGAAAACUGUGUUUUUGUUUGUUUUUGUGGGUUGUUGUUGUUCUUGGUUUUUAGUUAGUUGGUUGGAUGGUUUGGUUUGGGUCAUGGAUAACAACCGUAUAGGCUCACAACCACUGUGCCAGUGCUCUACCACUGACCUAUGCCCUGAAUUUAACUAUGUGAAUGGUAGUGUAUGGAACCUGAGUUGAGGGACUGGAGAGCUGGAGACCACCCCCUGUCAUCUAGCUUCUACUUUGUUCUUGAUUCCACCUAAAGUAAGGGGCAGUAGCUGGAUUCAACAACCACACUGAGAUGUAUGGGUGGAGGUCAUCUUCCCACUAUUUGCCUUUAAUUCAUUAGUUAUAGCAAGGAAGCCUGCCCAGAACAUUGUGUUACUCUAAAGUUUUACCAUAGAUGUCAAAGAACAUGCUAACAUCUACCAUCUACUAAGUUCUCACAGGAAACAGAACAUACUAGGAAGUUAAACUCCUGAACUGAAGCUUGCCAAGCCACCAGAAAAUAACAGCAGAGGACCAUGCAUGGCAGUAUGCCCAGGAAACAUGCAUUGCACAGGUCCUUGCUAAACAACACAUCUUGAGAGCUUUCAGAGGAACAUCUUUCUCUGAGUUGAGGUACUGCUUUACAUUGGGCAGCAACUUAAAGGAAGUGUUUGUUUCCUCUAUGGACACAGAAGUCAAGGAGAGGGCUUUUGUGAAAGUUGCACUUAUAGUGAAAGGAUGGUAGAUCUGAGGAGAAGCUGAGAUAUGGAGUUAAGGUCCAACAAAUCAGAAUCCAACCCUGUGUUCAGAAAAGUCCAGCUUGUUUUGGCCACCCACCUGUGGUCCAGAGAUCUUUUAUUUUUCCUGGUUCUCAAAAAAAAUUCUUAUUUAUUUAUUUAUUUAUUUAUUCAUUCAUUCAUUCAUUCAUUCAUUCAUUCAUUAUUGUCCUUCUACUUCCUUUUACCACUCCUGUUUAUUAUGGUCUUGAAAUUUUCAGCCUGUAAACAGAACUUGGCUGAUGUUUGUUGCUUUCAUUUGUGUCUUCAGUUUAUAGAGGAAGAUAAUGGCCAAGAUGAAGAGAUAGCCAUUGAAUAGCUUUCUCACUGUUGCUUGAACUGUCACCUUACCUCUGACUUGACUAUUUUCUUGUACUUCCUUGGUCUGGAGACAGUCAGAGUGACAUUUGUGGCCACUAGGAAUCUCGCAGCCAACCACUAGACUGAGAACAGGCUCCCCAAUAGAAGAAUUAAAGAGAGGACCGAGUAGAUGAAGGAUUUUGCAAUUCUAUAGGAAGAACAACAAUAUCAACCAACCAGAUACCCCAGAGCUCCCAGGGACUAAACCACCAACCAAAGAGUAUACAUGGAGCUACCUGUGGCUCCAUAUGUAGCAGAAGAUGGCCUUGUCUGGCAUCAAUGGGAGGAGAAGCCCUUGGUCCUGUGAAGGCUUGAUGCCCCAGUGUAGUGGAAUGCCAGGGUGGAAAGGUGGGAAGGAGUGGCAGGUGGAUGGGAGAGCACCCUCAUAGAAACAUUAGAAGGGGGAAUAGAAUAGGGGGUUUCUAGAGGGGAAGGGAAUAAUAUUUGAAAUGUAAAUAAAGAAAAUAUCAACAACAACGAAAAAGAAUCAUCAAGGCUCUGGCCUGAGUACCCUUUCAUGCUGUCUUUAUUGCAAACCAAUAUGAUUCUGGGACCUAUUUCCCAUCUGAAGAGACAGUUUGUGGUUUUAAAUAUUUUCAAGCUCAAUGCCUUUCCUUUCUCUUAUCUGUGUCAGCUUUAGUUCAGCUCACAUGUGAUAAGCCCUAUUAUUCCUAGAUGUUGGUUUGUGACUUCACACUAACAUUUGCUACCCCAUAGUCAGUGCUCCUGGAACACAUUUUACAUCAUUCACAGACUUGUUUAAAGCACUUGAGUUGUUCAAUGUUCUUGUUCCCAGCCGAGGCUGAACAACAUAAUAAUCUGCUCCUUGUCUUGGCUCUCAGACUGUCAACCAGAGUCCUUCCCACUGGUAUACAUACCUGCUGUGGUUUUCACAGUGAUUUGGGUUGAUCAUUUUGCCCUUUAAUAUUGCCCAGCUGUAUCAAUAUGCAACAUACUAACCCCAAGCUGAUGAUGGCAGGUUGUGUCCUUGUGAAGCAACACACAAUUUGAUUGACUAUUGAUCAUAUAGGAGUGACUAUGCUGCUGACUGUAAGCUUGAUUAGUAAAUCAAGAUAGUAUAUAAAGUAAGUUUCACAUAAAAAUCAAGGUCAUAACUUUUGUGUGUGUAGGGGGCAUGCAUGAGUGUGGUGUAUGCACAUGUGCAUGCCUGUGGUUAUGCACGUAGAGGUCAGAGGUUGACAACAGGUUUAUGCCUCAAUACUCUCCAUGUUGUUUUUGAAACUGGAUCUCUCAUUGAACCUGGAGCUCAACUAUUUGGCCAGACUGGCUAUCCAAUAAACUCGGGAUCUCCCUGUCUCUCCUCGAGCCCUCCUUCCCCCACGUUGGAGUUUCAAAUACACGAUGCUAUAUCAGACUUUCAUAUUUGGAAUUAAAACUCAGGUCUUUAUGUCUGAGGAGCAAGCUCUUUCUGAACUGAGUCAUCUUUCCUUGAUAUCUUAAUCGUCUAAUAAAAAAUACUGUGAUCAGAGGAUUCCAAGGACCUAAGCAUGCAUUUCCCUAGCAGUAAUGGCUCAAUAUUUGCCAUAGAAUUAACUACCACACACAGGAGGACUCAAUAGUAAAUGUUCAUAUUAGCUAUGAUGAUGAUAAAUAUUAGAGACCUCCUGUCUUUGGGAAGCAUCAUUUACUGAGGAGAAGGCAUGUUAUCUGAGGGAAAUGAGUGGGUUCUCUCUCAGCCUGGAUCUUCCUUAACAAGCCUGAUAGAAAUGCAUAAUUUCCUAGGCCAUUAAACUUGGACCAAAGCUUGUUUUUCACAACCCUACUGCUUCCCAAACUGCUGGCUGUUUAAUUUAAAAAAAGAAAGAAAGAAAGAAAGAAAGUUGGCUUCACUGUUGUGUAUACAUUUGCUUUCUGAACUUCUAUGGAGGAGAGUCACCCCUCUCCUCCAGACAAGGGUGGGUUGUUGGAUUUUAUAUUCUACCUUGACACUGCAAUAAAUCUAUGGAGCUGCAGUGGCAGCCUGCAUUGGAUAUGCAAUACUGUUUCAUUUCUAAUAACAAUCAAUCUUUGGUGAUCUUGCUUUUAAUUCUUUUAGUUUAGUGUAAAAAUUUAGAUGAAUUAAAAUGGCUUGUUGAUAGCUUAUUUGGAAAAAAGUGUAUUGAUACUUUAGUCAAAUUCUGUUAAUCAGUUGUUUUGGCCAUGUUACUAUAAUGGGCACAGAACCAACAUAACACUUGUAUUUAUUGAUAAUCAGACCCAGGUAUGGAUAGCCUGACUUAUUCUCUUAGAUGACUGAUAUAUCAGGACUUAAUCAUCUGUGUGCAUACUUUUAAGAAAUAGCCUCAACUCUAUACCAUAUACAGAUGUCCUGUGAUCAUCACAGUGGGGAAUGGCUGUCUGGUCAGGCACAGAGCUGCUCUGGCCUAAUUCUGUGACUUCUUUGGCUUGACACACCUAUGAAGCCAUUUUCCCCAGCCUAUAAACCCAGCCUGAGAUGUUGCAGUCUACCACUCUUCUGGUGGUGAAUUCCAAGUGUCAAGACGAAAUAGCAAUGAGUCAGUGAGAUGUCAAGGCUCUCUCUGGCCCCUACUAAGAGCCUAGCCAGACACACAUUUCUUAUUCCUUUUGGUAAAUAGACUGAGAUUUGGUAUGAUUCAAUGAACUAAAAAAUACCCCCUGCUCAGCGUUCGUCUUGGCCAGCUAAUUGCAUGAAGCUUAACAGAUCCUCUACACACAGGACCAAAUAAGGGCUGGCUGGAAAUCAAAAUCUCCUUGCCAAGCACUUUUGAUUUUCCAAAAGAAUUGUAAUGUUCCUGGAGAUGUUUAUUAAUGGAAAUGGGAACUUUGGAGAUGAGGGCAAAGUCCCACAGAUAGAUAGUGUGUUAAGCAGUGUUUAUUAUUUUUGACUCCAGUGUUUGAAAGCUCUCCAUCCCUCUCCUUCCCCCCCUCAAAAGGAACUUUCUCCACUACUUGGGACUUUCUAUGGAGGUGGGGUUCAGGACCUCAUGGAGAAAUCUGAAUCAUUACACAGAAUGUUAAUGAACCCUGGAUUUUGCCUUUCUGUUCUGCAUUUUCUGUGCCCCCAAAUACAAAAGCUAAUUAGUGCACCCAGAGAAGCGUUAAAUGGAUUUCAUGCUGGUUAAUAAAUGCUUUCCGUGCUUUGGUGCCACUGCAGUGUGUGUGGUGGAGAGUUAGGAUGUGAGAAAAGAGGUUUGCUGUUAGGCAAGCAUUUGAGAUGCUUGCUUAUAGCUCAGGUGCUUCUUGCUUCACUCAACUUUCCCUCUUUUCCUCCUCCAUUGUUCUCCUGGGCUUUGUCCCACAGGCCUGUUUUCCAUAGACAGUUGCCUACCCUUAAGGAGUCAGAAAUCAUAGGUAAUGGAUGGUCACUGGAUGCUCUCUUUGUGUUGUAGUUUGGUUAUGAAUUGUCUCCAUAGGCUUAAGCAUUUGCACUUAAUUUCCUGAUGGUGGUACUGUUCAGGAAGGAUCUUCUGGCAGGGGUGGGGUGGAGGCUCCAUGGCAUAAGUGAGUCUUGGUCGGCAAGCCUUGAGGCUUUAUAGUCUGGCUUUGUUUCCUAAUUAAUUGUUCUUUGCUUCCAGAACAUGGAUACAAUGUGACCAGCCAGCCUCCUGGUCCUACCAUCAUUUCUAUCUUGUUUGCUGCUAUGUCUUCCCCACUAUGAUGCUCCUUCUGGAACCAUAAGCCUUUUAUCCUUAAGUUACUUUUGACAAAGUAUUUUUAUCAAAGCAAUGAGAAAGUAACUCAGAUUUUGCAGUGAGCUCAUAAAGGAGAUGAAGAGCUUAUAUUUGGGGCAGGGCAGAAAAAACAUACAACAUUGGAUACUCUUACAGAAUAGGAUCUUAAUCCAAAAUUAAAAUCUCCCACCACCUAACAUCUUAUUUAGAUAUUGGUCUGUGACAUCUGCCUUAAAGGCUAGUCUUCCUUGUCUUCUUCUACGUUUGUGGUUGUCAAACAUUUUUGCAUAGCCAAGUUAACAAGAGAGCUUCCAAACAAGCUACAGAUUCAGCCCCUGGUGAUGAAGUUGUACCCUUUGUCCAUAUUUUCAGAACUUCAGCAUAUAGCAGAAUUACCGUUACACUUUGGAGAUGGUGAAACUGGUCUCCAUAUCUAAAGUCUCUGAUUAAGUAUGUCUAAGAUUCAAAAUACUGUAUUUCUACCAGUUAAUUGUUAAUCAUGGACGACAGGGAAAAGGACCAUAUUCCAUCAGUUACUGUAGUAGUUUGGGUAAGAAUGACCCCCUGUCACCUCAAAUGUUUGAAUACUUGGUCAUUAGAGAGUGCUACUAUUUGACAGGGAUUAGAAGAUGUGGCCUUGUUGUAGUGGAUGUGGUUUUGUUGGAGGAAGUGUGUCACUGGAUGUUGGGUUUUACGGUUUGAAAUGCUCAAGCCAGGCCCAGUGAUUCUCUCUCUUCCUGCUGUCAGUGGGAUCCAGAUGUAGAAUUCUCAGAUACCUCUCCAGAACCAUGUCUGCUUGCAUGCCACUGUGCUUCCUGUCAUGACAAUGGACUAAUCCUCUAAACUGUAAGCCAGCCUCUAUUAAAUGCUGUUCUUUAUAAGAGUUCCUGUGGUCCUGGUGUCUCUUCACAGCAAUAGAAGACUGACCAAGACAGUUAUGUUAGGAUCUCUGAGUGAUUUCAGCUUUAUUGUAAAUCCUUCUCAUUACUCUGGUGUUCUACCAUGAUUAUGCAGACUGUUUUAAUCAGAUCCUGCCUAAUUAAUACUCAUGAUAGAAAUAGGCUCUUGUCCCUGUUCUUACUUCCUGUGCCUUUGCUUUUCGUCCCUUAUGAGUAGCAAGAAUCUUGCUGUUAGGAACAAUAUUGAACUUUCCUACUAUCUACUGGAAGGCCAAGUGCAGGGGCAGGUGCACAGUAUCAUAGGAAUUGCAUUAGCCAAGGAAACAUGGGGUAAUGUGUGUUGGAAGAGUUUGAAAUCACCUAGUACUUUUAGUCUUCCCAUUCUCUAAAGUCCCCAAAGAAAGGCAUUUGUAUUUGUUGGCUCUGCAAUACACUGCACAGUGACCUCCUCUUCCCAUCCAUAGAGGAAGAAUUACAUUUAAUGGUUACUCUGAAAGGAAGUAAUUUGCCCAGAAUCCUAUAUUUAGAGUAAUAAAACCCAUGUUCCCAUCCUGCUCUGGUGUUUUUGUUAUUAUGAUCUUGGAGACCUUCCUUAAUUCCUUUAAGUUCCCAUGCAUUCAUUACUAAAAUAGGGACAAGAACAUCUUCUUCACAGAUGGCAGGAGGGUGAGUGUUAGUAUUGAAAACUAUUUAGAACAUAAUAUAAAACUCAAAGGACCACACACUCACUAUCACAUUCUCUCAAACAUGCAUCGUCAUGGAGAGAGCUGUGGGUAUGCUUGGAUUGUACGAAACCAUAAAGUUCCAUAAGAACAUACAUCCAUGGCACACCAUUGUCACAAUGUAUGAUGGAGACUUGUUUAAGUCUUUCUCUCAAAGUCCUACUCAAUGGGACAUCUUUAGAGGCUCCUUCUUUCAGAUAGAGAUAGUACUGAUUGGACCCGAAUGCUAACGAACUCUCUUGAAAGAUGGAUCCUGUUUUCACACAGGUUAUAGGUAGCAGGCUGUGAAUACCCAGAUUUCCAAAGCAACCUGUUGGAAGGAGCUGGGUGCUUGAGAAGGAAGAUAUAAGAGUCUCCUGGAUCUAGCCUUGGGAAUGAAUGACCUGAGUUAAUAUUAUAGAUCCAAAUGUACUUCUCUCUUCAUACACACCAAAAAUGUAGAAUAAGCCUUAUUCUUUCCAUAGAUGGGUACCAGUAGAGAGCAGGGCCUUGUAGAAAAGGCCUAAAGGUCUACUGGCCAGGAGACCCACACUCAUCCUCCUCACCCAGAUCCUCUUGAGCACCAUCUUCACAUAUAUGUCACUUCAAAUUGCUUUGGGGUUUUCUAGGAUAGCUAACUGCCCUAGCUGUGUCCAAGCCAAGGGGUGAGAAUUGAUUCUUCUUGAGACACACAGUUCUGACAUCCCUGCACUGUCUUUGCCUAAGCAUAGUGGUAUUCCUCUGCUUGGACUUGCCUUUUAAGUAGGCCCAGUUGAAAGAAUUCAAAUCUCUUGUCUACUAGGAAGUGCUUCAGCCAGCCCAAAACCCUUUCCAGCUACUCAGUACAUCCUGCCACGGAUGACCAGGAAAGCACACGGGAACAGUGGGGGUGUGGAGCUCAGCAAGCACUCCCUAUAGUGCGUAAUUAAAGAAAACACCUGUGUGGCUGCUAAAUCACUUCCCACUGUUUGCCUGUGCAGAUGCUGUGCUCAAUAACCUCACAAGUGCCUCAUUCCUUCCACCCAGCUGAGACAGCACACAGCGCGGGAAUGCAUAAAACUGGCGAGUUAUUAGUUCAGGACCCUAGAAAAGAUCUCUUAGGAUUGAUUUGUUAUUAGCUCACGAGGCCCUUGGUUAAGCUGGCUACAGGUUGGAAUGGCCAUCGGGCCUUCUCCCUUCAAACUGUCCUUGACUGAUCAGCCCUUGUAUCUUCCCAGAGGAAGCCCCCGAAGAGCCCUAGAGCUGCAAGAGCCAGCAAACCUUAGGCCACAACUUUAGUGCUGCAAUUGUGAGUCAGAUGCGAUUCCCCAGGGAGAAUAGCCAACAACAGUAAGAUGAGCUAUGAGCAGGGCCCAAUAAUUUUGUUGGAAACAUGGGGAAGAGAGAUGACAAUAAAUCAAAAGACAAGGCUAUCAACCUGAAGAGGCCGCUUCCUGACACUGAAGUUUAUGGGAUGCUUUAGUUACCACCAGAAUCUUAAGGGGCCGCAGCCCAGCAGACCAGAGGAUUCUUCCCUCCAUCAGCAGGGAGAUGGGUACUCAGAUUUAGUGUGAUGACAGGCUCACUUUGUAAUUUAUUUCUUCCAGGGCAAAACAACACUCUUUUCAGUGGGAGCCUUAGUGUACCUGAGCAAAUGAUAGAAUAAACUUCAAAGACCCAAUGAAGAGGAUUCCUGGAUACAGGAGCGGGUGGCUCAAAGGAACAAAAGUGUAUUGAGAAGUAGAGACACUCCAUUCUUUUGUCAUAUUUUGGUGAAUUUUGUAGGAAAGUUGUUUACCUUCCUGGGGAAAGGUACAUAUAAAAGAACAAGUUCCUUCUAUCUCUUUAAACAAUUGGCAUUGAUACUUUUUCCCUCUCAGAAGAAGUGCAUUGAGAAAUGCACUUCAGGCAUCUUGAUGGAUAGUCCUUAGUGAACAUUUAUUUGUCAAGCACAUUGUACCUACAUCCUUCCAAGCAGAGAGUGGAAGUAAGACAAGCAUGAGCCUCUCUUUAGGUGUGUGACACAUCAGUGAUUCUAUUUGUGUGGAAGGUUCUGAUGAAGAUAUUCAUGUGUCAUAGUUAGAGAUAUAUACUGGGUUGAUGAGGAGCAGAGAGGAAAGGUAGCAAGAGCUUCCUGGGAGAAAUUAAGUCUGUUCUGAUUAUUGAAGGAAAAAUUAGAGUUAUUUGUAGAUGAAGAUGGCAAGUAAUAAUGUUUUAGGGAGAGAGAUCAAUACCAUGCUAGAGGCCAGAUAAACUGGAAGAGUAGGGGCUACACAUAGGAGGCUUGGGUGGGCAAGUGUUGAGAUAUCAACAUAGCUUGGUUUACAACCAACAUACCUGCAGCCAAAGACUUAGAAAAGGUACUCCAUGGUUAAGAUACUUUUUCAGAUGAGACGUCUGGGGACCUUGGGCAUAACUUCCCAAUGAGCAGCUCCAUCUAAAGCAAUAUUGAGACAGAACAAGGCCAAAUAUGCCUACUGCAUAAUCUCUAGUUUUCUAUUUUAUCUACUUGUCCUCAUCUCUUUACUGUCAUCAUAGGAAAUGAACACGAUUCUUUGUGUGUCCAUACUUAACACUUGUGUAGAUAAUUAUCUCUUGGGAGCCAUACCCCAGAGAAAGGGGGCAUAUGAUUUGCACUUUGACCUUAGACAUGGGGCAGCCCUUCUCCUUAUUUAAUUGAACACAUGGAAGGCAUUGACAUUGGCCCACAGAAGGCUCAAAUAGAACUGCUUCUCAGAGGCAAAGAGACGAGAGUAGCAAAGAUUGGCAUCAGUCUGGUUUUGUAUACAAGACACUUGGUUUGACCUAUCAGCCUGUUCUAGGAUAUUUUCAUUAUGACAUCAAUUAGUUGAAAUAUUUUACCUAGCAUUCACAUUCCUCAGCAAGUUUUAUGGGAGUAGAAAUCAAGCCUGCACUAUCUUGGUAACCUUGACCUAGGAGCCCCAGAGCUCAAAUAUCAUUUACAGAUGGGCGUCUUUCAUGGUUUCUUCUGACUGCCACCCUCCCCAUACACUUUAAAUUUUUGUGUGUAGUUGGUAAUUUGAAUCCAGUAUAACUUCUCUUCCUCAGAGCAAUUGAUAGAAAAAUGUUGAUUUCAUUGUGCUACAGUGAUCUCACAUAUGUAAGCAGUUGGGCAGUUUCCUAUGAUGCUAAGGCUUUGGGACUACCAGCACCAUCUGUAGCUGUGUGAAUGUGAAUGCCAUGAGUUAAAUUCAGAAAAGGCUUGAACUGAAAACUUAAGUCCUGAGAGAGAGUUUCUUUCUGUAAGUGCACCUGAGCCCUAUCUCCUGCCCCACUCUCCUUGAUGCCUUGAUUACUAGCUAGUAACAAGGCUAGUAGCUCCUCAUCCCUCUGCGGCAGUUGCUCCAAGAAAUAUAGUCAACCUCAACAAUUUUCUGACCGAUCCUGAUGCAAGUGACCAUUAUAAGGGUAUUUCAAGAGCAUAUUCAAAAGAACUCUCAAACCCAUCUUUGAGCAUGUCUCUAAAAAACACAUCUGGGCUCUACCGUGUAAGUUCUCCUGGUAAAAAUAGUUUAAUAUGGAAAUUGUUUAGGUGUGCUAGUGCCACAGACAAGGUGGCUUAGUUUCUCACAGUUGUGAAGGCUGGGACUCCAAGGCAUUCUGGGGGUUCAGCUCCUUUUGAGAGGAUGUGAGAGGAAGUUCUGUUUAAAACUCUCUACUGGGCUGGCCAUCUUCUUCUGCUCAUGAUCUUCUCCCUGGGAAUAUGUGUUCAAGCCCUCCCCACCCCCUUUUAAAGUAAGGAUACCACUAAUGAGAUUAGAGUCUGAGCCAAUGACUUGAUUUGAUUUUAAUUUGUGACUUAUAGACAUCUCCAUAUAACGUAUACUUUAUAGAAUAUUGGCAUUAGUGGGUCAGGAGAGAAAGGAGGGCAGGCAGAGAAUGAACAAGAAACAAUUUGGUUUUGUUUUUUAAAAUGCUAUAAUGAAAUCUAAAAUUAUGUAUGUCAAUUACAAAAUUUAAAUAAAA
Messenger RNA from Rattus norvegicus (Norway rat), 21850 nucleotides. The record is from RefSeq and is a predicted model, not a curated record. Lineage: Eukaryota; Metazoa; Chordata; Mammalia; Rodentia; Muridae.